Molecule: messenger RNA, 762 nt
Organism: Candidozyma duobushaemuli
Lineage: Eukaryota; Fungi; Ascomycota; Pichiomycetes; Serinales; Metschnikowiaceae
Exons: 1
Coding region: 1-762 (253 amino acids)
Source: RefSeq, a predicted model, not a curated record
AUGCUAGCCGUCAGAUCAGGAGGUGCUCUCUGCAGGCCUGCAGCCCGGAUGCUUCUCCAGCGUCGUCUUGCCGGCCACAAAUCGUCAUUCAAGUCCGACGACUCCUCGGUCGAUACUGACGAAAUCGUCACCAGCAACAACCCAUGGAGUCCUACGCUUUACAACGACAUUGUGUACGUGAGGAAGGGGUUCAAGAAUGUCGCUCUUCCAGACAACUACCGUCUUUCGUACGAGCCGCUUUACGAGGCUCCUGGUGCAAAGUACGUUGCCAUGCUUAAACGGUUGACUCUAGCCUUUGGAGUGGUUGGCGUCUACGGAGCCAAGCUUCUAUAUGAGCUGGUUCAGUUUGACGAUCUCUAUGCAUUGGCGGCCCUUGCCGGAACGUGGGGCCCUGUGGCUGCCGUUCAGUUCAAAACAAAAGAUUACGUAACCAGAAUUUUCAGAUUGUACGACAAGACCAAGCCUCAGACGUUGGAGAACUUGGUCAGUGACGAAAAGCUCGUGAUGGAGAAGUUGAACGCCACCGGUGGUAAGACGUAUAACCAGCUUUUGACCAUUUCCGCCAAUAAGUCCCUUAAGUUGUGUCCCAAGACAAACGACAUCAUACCCUACAGGUCAUGGCAGGAGAACUACGACGGCCACAAGCGGUACUUCUAUGUUGCCGACAACGUCGGUGGUAUGAAGAUGGACAGGCUAUGGGGCAUUGUGGAGCACAACUCGGGUGUGGACAACGGGCGUUACAUGACGCUUCCAGGACAGUAG